UGAAAAGACUGGAUCAGGGACAUGAUCGUGUAGAACAUAAAAGCCGCCCACGUAUCCCGGGAUCCCGGAGGACGCGCCGCGACGGAGAAACAGCCGGGUGCGUGGAGCGCCGGCCACGCCAGUCCGGGGGGCAAGUUCCUCCGUUUCAAUCUGGGAAGUCUUUAAAUGAAACUUGCUUUAAAACCUUAGAUCAUACGUAGACUAGAGACCUCAAUCAACAAUAAGGUGGAAAAGAAUGAUGUUGUCCUUAAACAACCUGCAGAAUGUCAUCUAUAACCCGGUCAUCCCCUAUGUCGGGACGAUUCCCGAGCAGCUGGAGCAUGGAACCCUGAUUGUGAUCCGGGGGCAUGUCCCUUGUGAUUCGGACAGAUUCCAAGUGGACCUGCAGUGCGGCAGCAGCGUGAAGCCCCGCGCCGACGUGGCCUUUCAUUUCAAUCCACGCUUCAAGUGGUCUGACUGCAUUGUCUGCAAUACUCUGAAAAAUGAAAAGUGGGGAUGGGAAGAGAUCACCUACGACAUGCCUUUCAAAAAAGAAAAAUCUUUCGAAAUUGUGAUUAUGGUGUUGAAAGACAAAUUCCAGGUGGCUGUAAAUGGGAAACAUAUCCUGCUCUACGCCCACAGGAUUAGCCCAGGGAAGAUAGACACUCUGGGCAUUUAUGGCAAAGUGAAUAUCCAUUCGGUUGGUUUUAGCUUCAGCUCGGAUUUAAGAAGUACCCAGCCGUCAACUUUGGAACUGACAGAGAUAAGUAAAGAAAAUGUACAGAAGUCUGGCACAUCACAGUUUCCUAGUAAUAGAGAAGGAGACAUUUCUAAAAUCGAACCCAGAACUGUCUACACCAAGAGCAAAGGUUCGACUGCCAAUCACAGUUUGACUUGCGCCACCUGUUUGUCAAAGACUCUGCCAUUCGUUGCGAGGCUGAACUCCUCAAUGGGCCCUGGACGAACUGUCGUCAUUAAAGGAGAAGUGAAUACAAAUGCCAAAGGCUUUAAUGUUGACCUAAUAUCAGGAAAAUCCAAGGAUAUUGCUCUCCACUUGAACCCACGCCUGAAUAUUAAAGCAUUUGUAAGAAAUUCUUUUCUUCAGGAGUCCUGGGGAGAAGAAGAGAGAAAUAUUACCUGUUUCCCAUUUAGUCCUGGGAUGUACUUUGAGAUGAUAAUUUACUGUGAUGUUAGAGAAUUCAAGGUUGCCAUAAAUGGUGUGCACAGCCUGGAGUACAAGCACAGAUUUAAAGAGCUUAGCAAUAUCGACACGCUGGAAAUCGAUGGAGAUAUUCACUUACUGGAAGUCAGAAGUUGGUAGCUGACAUGCUUGCUACAAAAACUGAAAUACAAAAUGGCUUAUGUAACACUGGCCUCGUUAAAGUGCAUCUAUUAUUAUAUUGUUUAUAUAUAUUGUUUAAAUGAGCUUGCAUAACAAAGUCCUCCUAGGUGUUCAGUCUUGCCAUGCAGUGUGGCUCUGUGUAGCCACAGCGUAAGGAAAUUCAAGCAAGAGCAACUUCCAGCCAUUAUUCAGGCCUUUCUGCUCUCUCCCCCACCCUGGUCUCCUUUUUAAACGCGAUUCAGCUUCAACAAGUAUCUAGUAAUAUAGUAGCUAACACACAUCGAGUACUUAUUUUCCGCCAGCACUGUACCAGAGGCUGGGGAUAUAUGUAUACAAUGGAACAUAAUACUGCUUUGGCCCCUGUUCUCUUGAGCUCAGAAUCUUCUGUGCUCUGCUACUGUGCCACCGAUUGUUCUAUAGGCGUUAACUGUGUGAAGUAACCAGAGACUGAAAAGAGUUACUCAGCUAUUAAGUCACCUAGACGUUAAUUUCCAAGACACUGUUCCUACUCCAGAGACUGCUUUCCUAACCAGAGUUCGAUCCUAUCCCGUAACUGAAAGAAUUGAUGUUGCCCUUACAUCUGGCAAUUUCCUUUAACAUGAUAAAUAUCUAGCUCUACUAGCUCUAAGCACUGCCGAAUACUUAACACUAUGAAAUCACAGCACAAAGAUUAAGUCAAAUAACGGUGAAACAAAAACAAAUGGCAUGAAAAAUAACUUGAUGUCCAUCUCAAGGCCACUCAUGUCUGUACCAGUAAACGCUUACAGUACUCGCAUUAGGGUGAGUCAGAGGUCUACACACACUGCAGUAAAAAGUUUAAGGUAGAUGAUUGCAAUUUGUAAAACGUUUAUGGGUGUAACAAUGCAACUGUCAAGAUUAGAUUUAAUGACUGUUCAUAAAAUAGGCACCAUCAGAAAAUAAAAUACACCGAGACCAAUGAAGUAGAGAGUGGUGGUAUAAAACUGUUGCUUGUCUGCAUGCAAACAGACUUCACCUCUCUGCUCUUCUAAAGAUUAGUCCCUCGUCAUUAAGGAGCGAGAUCAAAACAUUGUUAUACUUUAAGUGAUUAAAAUCAAACCUGUAUCAGCAAGUUAAA
Molecule: messenger RNA, 2417 nt
Organism: Hyaena hyaena (striped hyena)
Lineage: Eukaryota; Metazoa; Chordata; Mammalia; Carnivora; Hyaenidae
Gene: LGALS8
Product: galectin 8
Exons: 12
Coding region: 236-1300 (354 amino acids)
Molecular function (GO): carbohydrate binding
Source: RefSeq, a predicted model, not a curated record